Suncus etruscus (white-toothed pygmy shrew) is the source of this 1397-nucleotide messenger RNA. It is a transcript of the gene ERCC8, whose product is annotated as ERCC excision repair 8, CSA ubiquitin ligase complex subunit. Gene Ontology annotation, molecular function: protein binding. The coding region runs from base 38 to 1228 and encodes 396 amino acids. Gene Ontology annotation, biological process: protein polyubiquitination; transcription-coupled nucleotide-excision repair; proteasome-mediated ubiquitin-dependent protein catabolic process. Gene Ontology annotation, cellular component: nucleotide-excision repair complex; Cul4A-RING E3 ubiquitin ligase complex. The record is from RefSeq and is a predicted model, not a curated record. The transcript has 12 exons. NCBI's taxonomy places the organism in Eukaryota, Metazoa, Chordata, Mammalia, Eulipotyphla, Soricidae.
GCGGUGCCCAGUGUGCGUGCUGGUGCUAAGCAAAAGGAUGCUUGGGUUUUUGUUGGCUCGACAAGCAGGCUUGGACGACCCGCUUCGUCUCCGGAGAGCGGAGUCCACACGGAGGGUUUUGGGACUGGAGUUAAAUAAAGACAGAGAUGUUGAAAGGAUCCAUAGCUGUGGAGUUAACACCCUUGAUAUCGAGCCUGUUGAAGGGAGAUAUAUGUUAUCAGGUGGUUCAGAUGGUGUGAUUGUACUUUAUGACCUUGAGAACUCCAGCAGACAGCCUUAUUACACGUGUAAAGCAGUGUGUUCCAUUGGCAGAAGCCAUCCUGAUGUUCACAAAUAUAGUGUGGAAACUGUACAGUGGUAUCCUCAUGAUACUGGUAUGUUCACAUCAAGUUCGUUUGAUAAAACUUUGAAAAUAUGGGACACAAAUACAAUGCAAACUGCAGAUAUAUUUAAUUUUGAAGAAACUGUUUAUAGUCAUCAUAUGUCUCCAAUCGCCACCAAGCACUGUUUGGUAGCAGUUGGUACUAGAGGGCCCAAAGUACAGCUUUGUGACUUAAGAUCUGGAUCCUGUACCCACAUUCUACAGGGUCAUAGACAAGAAAUACUGGCUGUUUCCUGGUCACCUCGUUAUGAAUAUAUCUUGGCAACUGCAAGUGCGGACAGUAGAGUAAAAUUAUGGGAUGUGAGGAGAGCAUCGGGGUGUUUGAUUACGCUGGACCAACAUAAUGGGAAAAAGUCACAAGCUGCUGAAUCAGCAAACACUGCUCAUAAUGGGAAGGUCAAUGGCUUGUGUUUCACAAGUGACGGACUUCACCUCCUCACUGUUGGCACAGAUGAUCGAAUGAGGCUUUGGAAUAGUUCCAGUGGAGAAAACACGCUUGUGAAUUAUGGAAAAGUUUGUAAUGAUAGUCGAAAAGGAUUGAAAUUUACUGUCUCCUGUGGCUGCAGCUCAGAAUUUGUUUUUGUACCAUAUGGUAGCACCAUUGCUGUUUAUACAAUUUACUCAGGAGAACUGAUAACUAUGCUUAAGGGACAUUAUAAAAAUGUUGACUGCUGUGUGUUUCAAUCUAAUUUCCAGGAACUUUAUAGUGGUAGCAGAGACUGCAAUAUUCUUGCUUGGGUAUCAUCCUUAUAUGAGCCAGUGCCUGACAAUGAUGAGAUGACAAGCAAAUCACAAUUAAAUCCUGCAUUUGAAGAUGCUUGGAGCAGCAGUGAUGAGGAAGGAUGAUUAUCAGUCCCUAGUCCUUUGUGCCUCCAUUGGUGAAAUUUCUCAGAUAAAACUAUUGGGUGGGCUUUUUAAGAAACAUUUCCAAUGGCAGCUGAAUUACCUUGAAUAGGUUGGGUAUUUUUCCUCCCAUAAUUUAAAAUUAGAUUGGUAUAUCCUUAAAAUCCUAUAA